AUGCUUAUCAAAAUUGAGGAGGAAGAAGCCGCCCCCAUCAAAGCCGCCCCCAUCAAAGCCGAAGAGCUCGCAUCAAAGCCGAAGAGGAAGAAGCCGAAGCUGCCUGCAUCAAGGCCGAAGAGGCAGAAGGAGCCCGUAUCAACGCCAAGGAGGGAGAAGCUGCCCGCAUCAAAGCCGAAGAGGAGGAAGCCGCAUCAUAUCUUGUGA
Morchella sextelata is the source of this 207-nucleotide messenger RNA. RefSeq lists its product as uncharacterized. The transcript has a single exon. Bases 1 to 207 code for a protein of 68 amino acids. NCBI's taxonomy places the organism in Eukaryota, Fungi, Ascomycota, Pezizomycetes, Pezizales, Morchellaceae. The record is from RefSeq and is a predicted model, not a curated record.